CAGCCACUCUAUGUACAAACCUGCAGCUUGCGUCGUGUAUUCAUACCCGUGAAACAUUUCUGGCGGAUGUUGAAGAUAGUUUUUCUAUGGAGUUUCAAACAAAUGUGAAUUUAUGGCGCUUGAAACGUUGUCGUUGAGUGUCUUCAUAACCAUCUUCAACACUGUAAUCAAAGCUUCCUCCUCUAUCAACCUGACGCUAGGGUUCACUGAACAUCCAGUACCACCAGUUAUUGCCCAACGAAAUCAACCCCUUCUGGUCAACUGUACUGUGUUUUCGGAACCGGAGUACGGUCCAGCGCACGUCAGUUGGUUCUAUCAGGGACACGAGAUCGACGACAGCAGACGGCAGGUACUACAGAAUGGAUCACUCUACUUCGAUAGGGUGUUAUACCAGAGAAGGCCUAGCGGUAAGAAAGACGAAGGAGACUACACAUGCUUGGUGCAGAACAACGUGGGUGCCUUCCACAGUUCACCAGUUCGAUUGGUCGUAGCACGAAUGGAAAGAGAGUAUUCGUUACAACCCCAGCCAUUAACAGUGGAAGGAGGAGGAGUAGCUCGUUUUUUGUGCCAAAUUAGUGCUGUUCCCCCCGCGGUAAUUACCUGGCAACGAGACGGCCAGGACCUACCUCAAAAUGAAAGCAGAUAUACCCUGCUGGACUCAGGAAUCCUGCAGAUUACAGAUAUCUCCAGUGAUGACCAAGGACUUUAUCGCUGUAUUGCAAGUAACCCUGCACGCACAAGGCCUAGCAGCUAUGCUUUGUUAACUGUUAAAUCAGCCACUUUAAAGUCACUCCCAAUCCAGUUCCUUAGUCUUUCCCAGUCAGUAGUGAAGGUUGUUAAUGAAACUGCAGUCCUCGAAUGUAUGGUGACGGGGAAACCAAUGCCUGUGGUGUCUUGGAAGAGAGCAGAUGGUAAGAAACUUUCCAAUGAACGGGUAUCCCUACUUGGACAAGGGAAUCUGGUUCUCCACUCUCUCAGAGCUGAAGAUGCUGGAUCGUACGUGUGCACAGCAACUGUUACAGACUUUGCAACUGGGAAAAUGAAAUCAGAAAUUCAGAGUUCCACAUUAACUGUUUAUGUUACACCAAGAUUUAUAGAGCGCCCUGUGAGCAUUGUGAAACCCACACCUCAGACAGCUCGCUUCUUGUGCAUUGUGAAUGGAACUCCACCUCCGUCUGUACAGUGGCUAAAGAAUGGAAAACCUAUGUACUUAAAUGGACGAAUAAAGUUUAAAACAGAUGGAGAGUUAGUUAUUUCUCAGACAAUGAUAUCAGACUCUGGAAUAUAUCAAUGUGUAGCAAGUAAUAAGGCCGGCACUAGGUCAGUAGCCGCUCGACUCUUCGUAAAGAGUACAGGUGUUCAACCAGAUACUCCACAUAACUUGAAAGCUCAAACCCUAACUAGUACUUCAGUCUUACUGUCAUGGAAACCUCCAACCACUAACAGCAAAAACAUCAAGGCUUAUACGGUUCAUUUUGCUCCAUUUUCAGCAGGUGGAUUGGAAUCUCAGGUGGUAGCCGUCAACACUACUGAGGUUAUCACCAAGCUUACACCAUACACCAAUUACAGCUUCUAUGUUCGAGCCUACAGUGAACAAAGUGCAAGUGAGCAAUCGGAGAUUAUAUAUCACUUGACCGGAGAAGAUGUUCCUACUGCUGCCCCAUCAAUCACAUUGACCAGCUUGAGCUCGACUACUCUGCGUGUGUCUGUGGAACCUCUACCCCCACAUAAAGCAAGAGGGAAGAUAAUAAGCUAUCGUAUCCACUAUCGACGUCACAACCAGGUCUUUAACAAUGUAAUUGAAGUUGAUGGAGACAUUACAGAGUAUACCAUUACAGGUCUUCAGCCGAAACAGAAAUAUGAUGUUCGAGUACUUGCUGUCACCAAGGUCGGAUAUCCUGCUCUCACAGAACAAAAUUGGCCAUGGGUUACUCAAGAAAUGCCAGAAACUCUUAACAAUAAAGUCCCAUUGCCUCCAACUUUACACCUUACAGUAAUUAAUGCUACAACGCUACAAGUAAGAUGGCAGGUAACAGAGGAUCCAAGAUAUCCAAUUGAAGGUUACCGUCUUUCCUAUCGAGAACAGGGGCAUCCUUUAGAAGACCCUAUCAAUCUUGAAAGUUAUGUUAAUGAGUUCUUGCUUUCAAACCUUGAUCCAUAUACUUGGUAUGAAGUACAUAUUCUGGGAUUUAAUGAGUAUGGUGAUGGACUGGAAGCAGUUCAGAACAUUCUUACUGUAUCCGAAGAUCAUCCUGAUUUGGAGAUUAUUGAAAUUGUAGCACCUCCUCAGCUUAUUGAGGCUCACCCUAAGAGUCCAUCUACUGUCCAGGUUGUGUGGAAACCACCAAUGACCAGCAGGAACAUAAGCUACUAUACUGUAAGAUUUCAUCCUGCGUUGAUGAAUGGACUCCUUAAUGCUUCAAUGGUCAGCUAUAUUCGCAGUAUAAGCAACAGCGUAAUCAUCACUGGUCUAACGGCAUUCACCUUGUACGAGUUCUCCGUGAGAUCUCACGAUGUAAAAAACCAGCAAGGACCUUUUAGCCAGAAGGUGGAAUGUAGGACAUUGGAAGAUGUUCCGUCAUCUCCCUUGGAUCUAUCGUGGCUUGCAGUUAACGCUCAUGCCAUAAAACUUUUCUGGCAGCCUCCUGCAACACCCAAUGGUGAAAUAACUAUGUACGAGAUAUUAUACACUGCACAAACAGGAAAUGCAAAAGACCUAGAUGACUGGCAAAAGAAAGAAGAAAAUGGCUUUGAGGUAAGCUCCUUGAUUGAAGGCUUAGCCAGCAAUACCAGAUAUUUCUUUUGUAUGCAAGCAUGGACAAAAGCAGGAGUGAGUUCACCAUCUGCAACCAUCACAGUCAACAUCCCAGUAAAGCUAAAUAACACAAGAAACUCUCAUCAAGAAGUAUUGGGUGUCCAUCCACAGGAUCCUUUGCUGGGAAUCAUUUUAGGCAUUUCAAUUGGUUUAGCGUGUAUUAUCAUUUGUAUUCUCAUCAUCAUUUGUCGCAAAAGAUGCUGUCCACAUCCACCACCUCCUCCAUCUGGUACAUAUUCAUCCCGCCAUGCAAAUGGUCAGAAUGGUCAUCCUCCUUGUUUUCAUAACGACAAACAACCACAUAACAUAAAACCUCAAGAACUGGAUUGUUUUACACCUAUGCUGAAUCAUAUACCAAAUACUGAGGUGGACAAUCAUUUAGACACCAAAGGUGGUUAUUAUGAUAUGAGAAGUCAUAAAGUAAAUGGUUUCACUCAUCCUCUGUUGCCUAACAGUCGUAACAUUCUCCAAAUGCCAGGGAAGUCUGAGGUCCGCAUUACAGAAAAUCCACAGUGCAUAACUGGGACUACCGAAGAUUGCCUUCCGAUACCCAAGAAUCGAUUGAGGUACAAACUAAGUGAUGCAAAGGUACAUGAUGAAUGGAUUGAGUACGACGACCACUUGUCUACCACUCCUUCGCAGUUGCAGGAGUCGGACAAUAACAACCCGGAGCAGAUCCAGGCCAGUACGCGGUCAGAAGCAAAAGAAACUCAUUCUCGGCAGCAUUUUGAUAACAUGCAGUUUCCCCCAAACCAAACACCACCUCUCAGACAGACCUCUUUACCACCCACCAUUUUUGCCUGGGACUCCUUGUCCCAGACCUGACAGUGUAAGCGUCUCCAACCAAACCUCUUUUAGCUCUUGUUCUUUUUGCAGUAUAGAACUAAACUGUAGCGGGAGAUUGACCAGGUUUGACUCUUGCAUAAAUAGAAGCGGGUAUUUUUACACACAGUUUUAUAUAUUUAUGUUAGUAAAAUAUAAAUGUUACAGUUUUUAUGAAUCUGUAAUGGUUUUCCAAUCUACCAAACAUAUACGUAUUUGAAUUAACUACUUUUUUUAAAUAAAGACUGAAGGAGAGAGAGAGAGAGAUUGGAUGCAAACUUUAAGGAUUUCGUUUUAUCCACAUUUUGAAUAACUGAAUGGGUGCUCUUGUGAACAAAAGAAUCAACAGGAAUUGAGGAACGUGGCAAGGUGAAUAUUAUUGCACACGUCUUAUGUUAGUUUGUUAUCUGGCUGUGAGAAUGGAACACUAACAAAGUCCAUCAGCUGUUGACAGGUAUUCGUACCUAGAGAAUUCAAAGAACAACGGUAUCAAUUUGGAAAGUUAGUGCUACAGAAAAGUACUUUUGAUCCCAAAUGUUAUGGAGUCUCAAGACUGGAAAAAAUAACAUCUUUCCUCUGUACCACAUUCUACAACUGGUAUUUGGAUACAUUGGAUCAUUUUGCACCUGUGAAAAAAUGUUAAAGGUUUUACUUGGAAAAUACCUUUAUGUCAUCAAUUUUCCAUGCAUGAGAGACUUGCUUGUUCCUUGCUAUUAUUACUCAAAACUUUUGAUUAAUGCCCUCAAUUUAUAAAUUGCAAGAAUAUUUCUUUUGAAAGAUCACAGAAGGUGAGACAAAUGCACUUGUACUGUGUUUAUAACUUGUUGGAGCAUACUUAGUUUCCAGUUUCUUCCUCUUUUUUUGUGAAUUUAUUUUAGAGUGGGCAACUUGUUGGAUUUUAAACUUUUAGUGCAGACAGUUGUAUUUUAAAUAUUGAUACUUGUUUGUUUUUUUAACGAUCAUCAAAUAUCUAUUCUUAUCCAACGGAUUUAUGUAAAAGGAGUGCCAAUACUGUUCUUAAGUCCGUAUCUAAGGAAAUUAUGACGGCAUCAUGGCAAAGCAGUUUAUAGUUUUAAAUGUUAUAUUAGUAAAGAAAGAAAAUAAUUUCGUAAAGGUUCUGAUUUUUUUUUUUCAGUAGCAGUAUACAUUUGUAUCACGUCAGUUUAUUUGUGAUACAGAUUUGUGACUUUGUUUCCUACCUCAUUUUUUUAUAUUUUUUUCUCGGAGAAUAUCGUAUAUUUGCUGCAGAUAAUGAUAAUAAUAGUUUUGAUGUUUCUAUUCGUGUAAUCUUACUGUUCGUUUCAUAGCAAUAGGUAGGUGAUGAUACAUGCAA
Limulus polyphemus (Atlantic horseshoe crab) is the source of this 4970-nucleotide messenger RNA. Its product is annotated as protogenin-like. Bases 113 to 3640 code for a protein of 1175 amino acids. The record is from RefSeq and is a predicted model, not a curated record. Gene Ontology annotation, cellular component: axon; plasma membrane. Lineage: Eukaryota; Metazoa; Arthropoda; Merostomata; Xiphosura; Limulidae. Gene Ontology annotation, molecular function: protein binding. Gene Ontology annotation, biological process: axon guidance; cell-cell adhesion. The transcript is spliced from 22 exons.